AUGGCCGUACUCGAAGCACUGAAGAAGUCUCGAUCGCGAGGAGAUGAAUCCCAGACUGGAGGCAUCUCGCCAUCGACAAGCCUUGGCUCAACCCAACAUGGCGACAACGACAACAGUUCCGACCUUGAGAAGGGCGAACCCAGCCCAGACACGUCACCCCAGAACAACAAAGACGAGGGCUCCGAACACUUCCUCGUCGCGUUCGACGGCGACGAUGAUCCGCUCAGUGCCAAGAACAAGAAGACUGCGACCAAAUGGGCUAUCGUCAUCAUUCUGGCAGUGGGCUCGUUCUGCGUGACCUGUGCCUCUUCACUAUACACGACGACGUACGCCGGCAUGUCUCGCGACUUCGGCUCAUCGCGCCUUACCAACACGCUAGGCCUGUCGACCUUCGUCUACGGGCUGGGUAUUGCCCCUAUGGUUCUUGGCCCUCUAUCCGAGUUCUAUGGACGUCGCAUCAUCUAUCUGCUCGCCUUCGGCGGUUUCUUCGUCUUCUUGAUCCCCUGCGCGGUGGCGCAGAACAUCGCGACGAUGCUAGUGGUGCGCUUCUUUGAUGGCUUCUUUGGCAGCGCGUUUCUGUCAGUAGCUGGCGGGACAGUUGGUGACAUGUUCACGAGAGCUGAGCUCCAGACACCGAUGUUGAUCUACAGUGCCUCGCCAUUUCUGGGACCGGCAACGGCGCCUGUGUGGGGCGGCUUCGUCAACUCGUUCAUCGACUGGAGAUGGAGCUGGUAUAUCAUGCUGAUAUUUGCUGGGGCUGAGUUCAUCAUGAUUGCUGUCUUUAAACGCAAGGAGACCGGUGAUGAGAGAUGGAAGGCACCAAUCGAGGUUUCCGACAAGUCUGUCCUGUGGACGGUGGUGCACAGUUUGUACCGGCCCUUCUUGAUGCUGUUUUUGGAUCCGAUGGUGCUCAACAUCUGCCUCUUCAGCGCAGUGCUGUUGGGAAUACUGUACCUCUUCUUCGGCGCGAUACCGUUGGUAUUUGGCCACGUGUACGGGUUCAAUCUCUGGCAGAAUGGCUUGGCCUUCUUGGGGAUUUUCGUGGGUAUGGUCAGCGCCAUGGCUACGGAUCCAAUCUGGCGGCGAAAUUAUGGUAGGCUUAUGGACAAGAAGGAGCGUGAGACUGGAGAACGCAAAAGUGAGCCGGAGAUGAGACUGCCGCAGAGUAUCUUUGGCGGUUGGUUUAGUGUGUUCGGCCUCUUUUUGUUUGCUUGGACCUGUUAUCCUUCUGUGCACUGGAUUGUGCCUAUUAUUGGGACAGCCUUCUUUGGAUUCGGCAUCAUCUUGAUCUAUACCUCCUUCUUCACAUUCUUGGUGGAAGCCUAUCCUCUGUACGCCGCUUCAGCUCUGUCAGCCAACUCUUUCGCCAGGAGUUGUUUCGCUGCCUCGUUCCCGAUCUUUGGACUUCAGAUGUACGAGAAGCUGGACUACCAUUGGGCCACGACGCUGCUGGCUUUCUUGUGCUUGGCACUCGCACCGUUUCCGUAUGUCUUCUGGAUCUACGGGAAGCAGUUGCGGAAGAAGAGCAAGUUCGGAUCGGCUUGA
Cyphellophora attinorum is the source of this 1545-nucleotide messenger RNA. Its product is annotated as putative drug/proton antiporter YHK8. Bases 1 to 1545 code for a protein of 514 amino acids. Gene Ontology annotation, biological process: transmembrane transport. Gene Ontology annotation, molecular function: transmembrane transporter activity. The record is from RefSeq and is a predicted model, not a curated record. Gene Ontology annotation, cellular component: membrane. The transcript is spliced from 3 exons. NCBI's taxonomy places the organism in Eukaryota, Fungi, Ascomycota, Eurotiomycetes, Chaetothyriales, Cyphellophoraceae.